Molecule: messenger RNA, 2379 nt
Organism: Anopheles maculipalpis
Lineage: Eukaryota; Metazoa; Arthropoda; Insecta; Diptera; Culicidae
Product: ESF1 homolog
Exons: 2
Coding region: 1-2379 (792 amino acids)
Biological process (GO): rRNA processing
Cellular component (GO): nucleus
Molecular function (GO): RNA binding
Source: RefSeq, a predicted model, not a curated record
AUGAAAGACUCAAAGAAACAAACCGGAAUACCCAGCAAAGGAAACAGUGAUAAAAAGUCCCAAAAGUCCACUUACGACUCCCAGCAAAAAGCCGCAACAUCAUCAACCGGCAAUGGUAAAGCGCCACAAAUGUGGGACGACGAUCGUUUCGCCCAUCUGAUCAACAACCCGCGCUACCAUGGCAUACCGAAAUCGAAGAAAAAGGUCAAAAUCGAUAGCCGAUUCAAGGCCAUGUUCGAGGAUGAGCGUUUCAAUCAGAAAGCAACAAUGGAUAAGUAUGGGCGAAAGAUUAAGAAAACGGAUUCCGACAUGCUCCGUAAGUUCUACCAUCUCGAUUCGGAUGAGGAAGAAAAUGAGCAGGAUGCAGAACGGGAACGUGAGCGCGAGGAACGUGCCAUGGAGGGACGUGCUGGAAGCGAUUCCGAACCGGACGCUGAUGAAGGUCUUGAGCUGACCGAGGAGGAAAGGAAAGCGGGACUAUCUAGCAACGUUAAGAAACGAUUGAACGAUAUGGAUGUUGAUUUUGCACGUGGUGAGGGUGUCCUAGGAUCGGAGUCUUCCUCUGACGGUGAUUCGGAUGGGAGUGAGGAUGAAGAGGAGGAUGUGUUCAUCGAGCAUGUUUGGGGAGCAUUGGAUGCGGACGCCGAACGGACGGAAGAAUCGACCCGAAGAUUAGCCGUCUGCAACAUGGAUUGGGAUCGGGUACGAGCGGUGGAUGUUAUGGUGCUUUUAAGCUCAUUUUUACCACCGGGAUCGGCAAUAAAGAGUGUAACGAUUUAUCCUUCGGAAUUUGGAAAACAACGCAUGAAAGAAGAGGAAGAACGUGGUCCACAAGAGUUGACCGCACGUACAAUCGAAAAUUCCGCCGAAGAAGACGAAGAGGACGAAGAGGUCCAAAAGGAACGAUUGCGUGAGUAUCAGCUAAAUCGGCUAAAGUACUAUUAUGCCGUUGCGGAAUGUGAUUCCGUUGCGACGGCAGAUAAAAUCUACACCGAGUGUGACGGUAUCGAGUACGAAAGUACGGCCAACAAGCUAGAUCUGCGCUUCAUUCCGGACGACAUGGAGUUUGACGAUGAGCCGAAAGAUCACUGUACCGAGCUGCCCGAGGUGGGCAAGUACGUGCCGCGUAUCUUCGCAACGAAGGCACUACAUCAGGCAAAGGUCGAGCUAACCUGGGACGAGAACGAUCCCGAUCGUAAGGAGUUUAACGAGAAGCUACGGGACGGCAAAUGGGCGAAUUUACCAGAACACGAGCUAAAAAAGUACGUAGUUUGUUCGAGCAGUGACGAAGAGGAAGAUGAUGAUGAUGGUGAGACGGCCAACGGUAAAUCGAAACGUCCAACUGUACGACUACGAGCUCCGGGGAGUGAUUCCGAGGAGGAUGAUGAGGCUGAUGGUUCCGACACGGAAGACAAACCAAAAGGAAGCCGCAAAGAGAAAAUGAUCGCUAAGUAUCGUGCACUGCUAAACGACAUAAAAGAACAGGAGCAAGCGGAACAGAACGAUAAGGUUGGUAUGGAAUUCACCUGGGAAGUGAAUGGUAAAGAUGAGAAACCAUCGAAUGAUCAGUCGGAUGAGGAAUCGGACGAUAAUCGUGCCGGCGGCGCCAAAAAGACACAAAACGACGACGUGAAUCCUUUCGAGAAGAUUUUGCUUAAGAAGAAAGAGAAAAGCAAACGCCGGAAGGAGCUGAAGAAGCGUCGCAAACGCGGUGAGCUGGAUGGUGCAGAGACCAAGGAGGACGAUACUUCGGAGGAUGAUUUACCGUACGGCGUUGAUCUAAACGAUCCAUUCUUUGCGAGCGCUUUCGAUGAAAAGGAGUUUGCGGUGGGCGAGAAGAAAAAAUCCAAACAGAAAGAUCGUGAGGCAGCAAAACAGGCGCAAGAGGAGGAGGAACGGGAAGCGGAAGAAUCGGAACGUCGUCGGGCCGAGCUUGAGCUUAUGCUGGACGAUGGCGAGGAUAAUCGGGCCCACUUUAAUUUGCGUGCGAUACAGGAGCGUGAAAUUGAUCUUGCAACCGUGUCGAAAUCGAAACGACGUCAUUUGCUGAAGAAGAGUCGCCGGCAGAUCGAGGAACAGCGGAACAGUAAGCAGGCAGCGGACGAUUUUGAAGUGAACGUGGAAGAUCCACGAUUUACUGCGAUCUACUCAAAGCCGGACUAUAACAUUGAUCCGACCAAUCCGGCGUUUAAGAAGACGAAAGCGAUGGAACGAUUAAUUGAGACGAAGCUGCGAAAGCGUCAGCUGGCGGAAAAUGAUACGAGGGAAGGGAAUGGUGGUGCGAUGGAACAGCAGGAAGCGAAAGUGGCGCGGAAGGAUGUGGCAACCACGAUGCUCGUUAAGAGCAUCAAGCGAAAGAUCAAGAAUAAUGCUUCGUAA